AUGACUUCUGAAGUAUUUAUUGAAAAUGAUUGUUUACCAAGAGAAACACAUACCGGUAAGGAUUGUGAUGGCACUUCUGAAUGGCAGCUACAGGAUAAUAUCACAAACAAACCAGAUGGAAUAUAUGGAGAUGUCUGGUUGUCAAGGGACGGAAGAAGUGUGAAGUGGUGUAUUGAAGACCAGUGCUUGCGUCAGUUCAGUUAUAAUCAAAAAAUUAUCAAAGCUGGCUACAUUGAUUUUGAGAAGACACCAGAUUGCUUUGUAGUAGUACUUUCUGAUAUUGCACAUGUAUAUCUCCUGACAAGAGGCGAUUCUACGACGGUAUGUUUCCCAUUCCAGAUAGGUAAUGCGUUCUGGUAUGCGAAUGGUGUGAUUUUGGAGAGGGACACUUCUGUGUUCUUCAUGGAUAGUGGUUACGAUUCAAAGCCCAUUGAAGUCGAUUUAAAGCAUAAGUACAUCACUAUGACGGAUCCGAUGACACCGUUUGGCUUGAUUUCGAUCACAAAUACCUUUAAGGGUGGAAUAAACAGUGCUUCAGGUAACAAAAGCGAUAGCUUACAAGACCUUCAGCUUGUGUUAUUCCCCAGUAAUAGGGAAAAGUACAUAGCGGUUUUCCUAGAUCAGAAUUCCAAGGUGCUACGAUUUUAUUACAGUAGAAUUUUGUCAUCAGAUCAGUCACGGAAGGGAGAGUUAACGAUUUCCUCGACGAAGAAAACAGGCUUGGAAACGGCUGGCAAUAGCCAAAAGACUGGUGGAAUUACGAAAGAUUUGCGUAAGUUCUCACUUUUGACACGUAGGUCAACUUCUAAUUCUCACGAUUUCAAUACUUCCGAAAGAAUCAUUAGCGGCAGUGUGGGUAACGCUCCAGUAAGAACAGAUAUUUUUGCUCUACCUUCUACUUGUUCAAGAAGAAGCCUAUCAGCAACCCUAGAUAGAAUGGGGAACACCAUUGGUCUGAAUAAUAGAGCCACACCUUCUUCCUUUUUCGAAACCUCUGCAAAUACUUCGGCUCAUUCUAAUGUAGCCCCCGUAUCACAGCCAAUGCAGCAGCAGCAGCAGGAAUAUUUAAACCAAACCGCAACUUCCUCGAAGGAUAUUGUUUUGACAGAAGUAUCGUCUUUGAAACUGCCAGAUGAUAUCACUUUCACUUCACGACGUCUGAGCUCUAUACUAAACACUAUAAAGUUUUUGUCAUUAAAAUUCGAACGCCAGGAGGCACUUUUAAUAUUUCAUGAGCCUACGCAUUUUUGCAAAAUCUGGUUAAUUGAUCUUUUACCAGAUGUCAUUGAUUCUAUUCCAUUCAAGGUAUAUGGGAACUCACCGCAAAACAUGAUUAGACUAGAGAAUUUAAAGCUUAAAGACCCAUCAAGGAUACAAGCUAUACAUAUACAUGCCCAUCUUGAUGGAUGUCUGAUUUUGAUUUCAAAGGAACAGAAUGGAAAACAAUUUGAAUCUCUCCUAUACAACCCCUUUGUUAGAAUAUUAUCGCCUUCUAAAAAUGUUUCGCGGGAGCUCACUAAACAAAACAAUUUCCCCUCUCUACAAAAAAUGUUCCCCUAUCCUGAAACUAGCUUCACUAAGCUCUGUUUCGAAGCCCUCAAGUAUAUUACUUCUCCAACAUUUAACAUCUCAAUUAUAUUUCUAUGGCAAUAUGCAUAUUCAAUACUUCUUGCAAGGACCAGUCAUGUACUUACACGCUUUAGAAUUGAGUAUGACGCGUUUUCAUUGGUUCUUUCACUUUUGAUUUUGCCGAUUCCUAGUUCCUCCAGUCAAGAGUUUAAAGAAAAUAAAGAAAUAUAUCAGCAUGAACUAUUUCAGCAGUUGAAGCAGAAUCCAGAAAUAACAAGCUCUGUUCUGCCGAAGAUUGUUAUUGCAUUGCAUCUGAUACGGGAGGAAUACUCCUUGAAUGUCUUGUGUCGCAAUGAACACGCAUUGUUGGGACAGUUUCUCGGGUUCGCUACUGCCGCCAUGGGCUGGCCAGACUUAUGGCAAUCAUACUAUGUGCCUCAAGCUGAUUUAGAAUCAAAACCAUUGUUAUCCCCUGGGGAACAAAACUCCACUUUCUUUCAUCCAUUAGACGAACCGCCAUCAAUCAUCAAAUCGUUAUAUAGUAUAACUGAAAACAGUUCAAUAUCAUUAUGUCCGUUUAUUAGUUUCUCAAGACUUGCCGCAACAGAUACAGAGGUUGAAUUGCGCAUUACUCCGAGAAGUUUUAAAAUCUUGGGUUUGUAUGAACUGGUGCACUCUGCGAAUUUUCUACCAGAUUAUAUUUUGGGUAUUCUCUCUAGCUUGAAAAUAGAUAAAAACGAGCUGCAAACAUAUCCUUUAGGUAUUUUAGUCCCUUUGAGAAAUGUCCUGAAAAUUCUGGAGGAUAAAUUAUCUGAAGUACGAGAAAACCUGGAGUUGUUAAAUAGGGCUGAUUUACAAAGGUGCAGUGCAAUUAUCAACAGUAUAAGGAAUGAUACCAAGGAUAUCGUUGGAAGAGAUCAAAAGGAUAGUUCUGUUUUAUACAAGGUACCGGUGACCAAGAAUAUAGGCUCUUCAAGUAGGACGCCAAAUAAUAUAUAUUCAAUACUAUCCGAGAUUGUGAAAAGUGCAAGUCAAGUUCCACUGGAUGGAUCUGCUAUGAGGAUGUCGAACAUCGAGGACGAUGAAGAUAUUGAUGAGGGUCGAUCCCUCAAAUUAAACGCAGGACUGAUAUUUUCAGAGGAUAAGAGGUUUACUCAUGUUGUAUCAUUAUUGGCUUAUUAUAAGUCGACACAAGCCCAAUUUUUCACUACUAAAACUGAAUAUGCCCAGAUACUAGCUCAAAAAAAAUACUUUGCUAAUGUUAUGGCCCUGAGAACGUGUACUAAUGGUAUUGGUUGGGGCGCAGUGGCAUAUGCAACAGAAAAACCAAUAUCCACUCAAAAAUGGAUCGUUCAACCUCUCAAUUUGAUUUCUAUGUUUCCAGAUGACACAAAGAUAGCUGUGAAAGUUCCAGAAGAUGUAGGACAUGAUGUUGUCAAGUGGGGACAAUUUCAUGCCGGUGUUAGUUCUGGUCUUCGUAUUUCAAAGAAGGCAACGGGGAUUACAGGUAGUUGGAUUGCGUUUAAUAAACCAAAAGAAUUGGAUGCUUAUCACGGUGGCUUUCUCCUCGGACUUGGACUUAGUGGGCAUCUAAAAAAUCUAGAGGAAUGGCACAUAUACAAUUACCUAAGCCCCAGAAAUACACAUAUAAGUAUUGGAUUACUUUUAGGGAUGAGUUCAAGUAUGAAGGGUAGUAUGGACUCAAAACUGAUUAAAGUUAUUAGUGUACAUCUAGUAGCAUUUCUCCCAAGCGGAUCUAGCGAUUUGAAUAUAGAUCUAAAACUACAAACCGCUGGUAUUAUAGGGAUGGGUAUGUUAUACCUUAACUCAAGGCAUAAGAGGAUGAGCGAUUCAAUUUUUGCGCAGCUGGUAUCAUUACUCAAUGUUAAUGAUGAAAUGGUUGCUGAUGAAGAAUAUCGAUUAGCAGCCGGUAUAUCGUUAGGUCUGAUCAAUUUGGGGGCAGGUCAAACUACAUUCAAGAAGUGGGACUCAUCUUUAUUAAGGUUAGGGGACUACUUUCCUGAAGAUGUUUAUGAUUCUAGUGAUGUUGAACAAAACAUAAUGUAUGAAGAGCUAACUACGAAACUUUUGGAGAUUAUCACCAGUACCUACGAUAUAGAAAACGAUUGGAUACCUGAAAAUUCACAGAUUGGUGCAGUGAUUGCAAUUAUGUUCCUAUUUUUGAAGUCGAAUAACUAUGAAAUUUCCAAUGCCCUUAAAGUUGAUCUGAAGGAAAUUUUAAAAUCAAAUAUAAAUACUCGCCCUGAAUUGUUAAUGUACCUGGAAUGGGCAUCCAAUAUGAUUUUAUGGGACUGUAUAGGUGAUGACUUGUCGUUUGUCAUGAAAGAUGUCGAAUUAGAAAAAAACAUUAGUGAACUUAAUACAGAUUUACUUCCCAUAUAUUAUACUAUGGCGGGAAGAAUUUUAGCCAUGGGUAUCAGGUUUGCUUCUAGUGGUAACUUGAAAAUUCGCAAUGUCCUUCUUUCUCUUGUUGAUAAGUUUUUGCCUUUUUAUCAAUACCCUGGAAAGCGGAAUCUUGACUUUAGGUUGACAAUCUCUGUUAUUAAUGUUUUAGUCAAUGUCAUCAUUGUGGCUUUGAGUAUGGUUAUGUGUGCUAGUGGUGAUUUGGAAGUUUUAAGGAGGGUGAAAUAUCUACACGAAGUUGUCUCUGGACCUUAUUCAGACUUAUUUCAAGUAAUACCUACUUCUAAAAAUAAUGACGCAAGUGUGUCACAGGAAAACUCAAGUACAAACAGAUCUGGAGAUAAUGACCAUGAUGAGAGAACUGACGAUACAACAACUUCCCUCGAUAAUGAUAGGUCCAUAAAUGGUAGUGAAAUUAGCGAUCCAACAGCAUUUUUAGAAGACAAAAAGGAUAUGGAUGACCACUACGGUAAGUUCAUUUCCACGAAUCUCGCGCUAGGUUUUCUAUUCCUUGGAUCUGGGCAAUACGCUCUUAAUACUUCAACUUUAGAAUCUAUUGCCUUCCUAAGCAUGUCUGCUUUACCCACGUACGCAACUCCGCAUCCUUUACAAGAGUUGAAACAUUUCUGGAGCAUGGCUGUAGAACCCCGUUGUCUUGUUAUAAAAGAUAUUUCUACUGGCGAUCCCGUUAACAACGUCCCUAUUAAGUUGGUAGUUGAGAAAGACAUUGAAAAUGAGGAAGUAGUAAGGGAAAUGUCCACUCCGUGUUUACUGCCUGACUUCUCUAAGAUCAGAUCCAUUAGGGUGGAAAUGCAUAGUUACUUCCCCUUAGAAAUUAACUUCACUAAAGACUAUUCAGCUUCUGAUUUUUUUAGUGGCGGUACGAUCAUUUAUAUACAAAGGAAAUCCCAAAGCAUUUUCGAGCACAAAGCUUCUUUCAGGAACACAGAAGAUAUACACUUGGCGCUUAAGAAAAAAUCAAUAGAAUCCAAAGAUUUUUCGAAGUUGAACCCGAAAACUAAACAAGGGAACAUUACUUCCUCGCAACUUGUUGAAAGUUUAGGUAUUCAAGAUUUGACAAUGGUAGAACUUGAUACAAUCUUAAAUGCUGAAAAUGACACAUCGUUAACAGAUUCAGAAUCCUAUAACUUAGGUUUGCUCUGCUCGGAUAAAAACAGUGGAGAUGUAUUGGAUUGUCAACUUGAACUUUGGUACAAAAGCUUUGGACCACACGUUGAACAAUGUAAGCAUUAA
This is a messenger RNA of Saccharomyces mikatae IFO 1815, 5247 nucleotides long. RefSeq names its product anaphase promoting complex subunit 1 (gene APC1). Gene Ontology annotation, biological process: protein K11-linked ubiquitination; anaphase-promoting complex-dependent catabolic process; metaphase/anaphase transition of mitotic cell cycle. Gene Ontology annotation, cellular component: anaphase-promoting complex. Lineage: Eukaryota; Fungi; Ascomycota; Saccharomycetes; Saccharomycetales; Saccharomycetaceae. Gene Ontology annotation, molecular function: molecular adaptor activity. The transcript has a single exon. The record is from RefSeq and is a predicted model, not a curated record. Bases 1 to 5247 code for a protein of 1748 amino acids.